Molecule: messenger RNA, 14315 nt
Organism: Cydia strobilella
Lineage: Eukaryota; Metazoa; Arthropoda; Insecta; Lepidoptera; Tortricidae
Gene: pcx
Product: protein pecanex
Exons: 27
Coding region: 350-8647 (2765 amino acids)
Biological process (GO): endoplasmic reticulum organization
Cellular component (GO): membrane; endoplasmic reticulum
Source: RefSeq, a predicted model, not a curated record
ACUCAAAUGAAAAGUGUUGUUUCGCUCCUCCCAGCAGUUUUUAGUGUAUUUGGCGCAUCCCCUUUACUUUAUUGUUUACUAUUCAAUUAAGUCCUCUUCUUGCUAUGUGUUAUGUUAAGUUAAUUUAACUAGACACGCGAUAUAAUUAUAAACAGCUCUGUAAUUAAUGUUCGUUCGAUGUCAAUAGGGACGAUAUUUGUUUGCUGUGUCUCAUCCAAAAUGGCAGGAAAGACGAAUAAUUUGCAUUUAGACAUUAGCUGAUGUGAAAUAAUGAUAUUAAGUGCGUCUAGAAGAGUGUCGUGUGGGUGGACUGUGAAUUAACGCGGGAAUGUGGACAUAGAAGUGUGAGAUGGGAUCCCAGACUUUGGAAAUUCUGCGUCAGGGUGUUUGGGCAUCUCUGACAGGCGGCUGGUUUUACGAUCCGCAUCAGAAUUUGUUUUGCAACACUGUGCACCUGUACGUGUGGCUUUUCUUGCUAUGCCUUCCGUUCUCCGUGUACCUGUACUUCCCUCCAGCAAGUCUCGGGUGGGUCAUCUACUGCUCGCUGGUGGCUCUUCUCUUCACGACCCUGAAGCUGCUCAACCAUGGGCUCCACCACAUGUAUGACACCAGCGAAUGCAUUGUACUCCCGCCAAGCACCGAUGGGACUUCUAAUGACAAUACUACCCGCGAUGAAGGCAUGGAGAUGCAGAUGCUCCGUCCGGCUGCCGCCAGCAGCGACAACGAGUCCAUGGCGGGCGCCGACUACAACAAACCCAACAACAGCACCAUAGAUUUGAAAGUGGACGUGCACAGAAAGAACAGUUCGGAAUCUAGCAACGAGGACAGCACGCUGUCAGUGAAGUUGUCGGACGUGGCGGCCGCCGGCGCCGAGCUCGCGGCGCCCGAACCCGGGCCCUCCGGCGCCAAGAGGCCGCAGCCGAGACGGAAGCCCAAACGCGACCCCCGCGUGAAACGUCGCGCCAACCGCAUCGACGAGCUCAUCGUGGAGGAGGCGGGGCGCGCGCCGCCGCACGACGACGGGCCCUUCGCCAAGGUGUCGCGCCGCUACCGGGACUGCUCCCACCGCCGCACGGAGCACCGGGACUUCUUCAAGGAGUGGCUCUACCUCGACGGCAACGAGGCCGUCGGGGAACCUUACCACUCCAAGUUCGCCCGCCAGCUCAGCUCCGACUCCAGAGACAACUCCGAACCCAGCGUCGGCCCGCCCUCCCCGAAGAAAAGGUCGCACCGGAGAAGAUAUACCAACUAUCCGGAGGAAAACUGCACCAAAUCCGCAGUAGCGCUCGCCACUCAGGAAUUAAACAGGAAUAUGAGAUGUAAAUCUAAUUCGACCAUGUCGACUAUACAGCUGCCUUUGCUGAAUUCGACCGCUCAGCUGGUUUCGCAUAUGCGAAGACACUCGAAUAACACGGAUACGGGUUUCUUUGCGAGCGUGGAGCUCGGGGAGUAUAUGAUGGUUAAAGCGGAAGCUCCGGCCGGUGACGCUGAUAAAAAUAAAGGCAAAAGUCCAGGAGUUAGGAGAAUUAAGAGUGCCGCGUUGGAGAUAGGAUGCCCCCCGCCCAGUGUGUCGAAUUUAUCCCCCCAUCCUAAUAGCGUAGAGACUAUAGGCGGACAAGUAUUGAAAAACCCGAAAAAUGCCGUCAUACCGCCGCCGAGCAAAUGCUUGACUAGGGGACCCCAUUUUAAUUUAUUUCCUCGAAGCGAACCCGACGAGGGCAGAGGCAGCUACCCCUACUUAACGUACGGUUCGGAAAUAGUAUACCCCAUAGCUGAAAUAUCUGAUGAAAUGCAGACGUCGCAGAAAGAGACCGAUUUAGAUUCGAGCGGUGAAAGUUACAGUGAUUACGAAGAUGAUAAGCAGUUCCGAGGUUUCGAUUGGGACGCGGAGCAAUCCCCCGUUGUGAGAUCCAGUGAUUCAGAUUAUGAGAAUAAUGGGUCAAGAUCUCCUUUGCUAGACAGAGCGACGGACGUCCGAGUGGUCCGGACAAAGAACCAAGAUUGCAAGAAACAUUGCUGUGAACGACACUCGAAGCAGAAUCCGGAGUGCGCUCAUAGCAAAUCUAAACCUGUAAGACUGAAGAAGCUUAUGAAACAAGAUGAAGCCAAGUGUGUUGAUCGACCGAGUGGUUCGUGUGAGUGUAAAUAUCCCGCUGACUCUUUUGAUAAAGCCAGUGCUAGUUCUAAAGACUUGCUUAUAGAGAAGUCGAGCUUAGAAUCCAAUGAGAAUGAGAAGAAAGGUGAUAAGCCAGCAGAGAAGAAACUGUGGGACCAUGAUAUUUCUAACUCUAGCAGUAGUAGUGAAGCUAAUUUUGAUAGACCACCGGAGAAAGCGAAAGAAGAUGAAAAAGUCUUCCAAGAGACUGAGGAAUCACAGGUGACUGAUAGUAAAAGCGCGGAUGAGAGAAGUGUUUAUAGUAUAGAUUGGUUAUUUGAAGAAUCGGCUAUAGAAGAAUCCCCACCCUGCUGCCCGGUUGUCUGUCACGAAAAUUGUGCUACAGAAGAAAUUAUAUGCCAAAAACUUGCCAACGCCUUAGGCGAAUCCUCAUUCAAUGUCCCAAAAAAUUUAGGAGCUAUUCCGAAGCAGAUUAAAAAUUUGGCGCGUUCGAGAGCUUCAUCUGAGAAGGAAAAUAAGAAAAAAGAUUCAAAGAAAGAGAAUGAGACUGAAGAUAGAACGCUUAUGGAUGCUGUGGAAGCUCAGGCUGCUUUAGUACAGGGUUUAGAAUGUUUAUUUGCUGCUACGAAUGCAAAUACGGUUGUUAUGCCACCUCCCAGAGAGGAUCGACCAAGAAGUCACAGGCAAAGCAUUAGAGGUGAAAGGGAAAACUCGCACAAAACCAGGAAAAGAUCAAUAGAAGAGGUCGCACAAACGUCCACAAACACACUACUCCCCACUUCCAUGCCUUUACUAGCGGCUUUCCUAAAUUCCAGAGUAGAUUUAAUGCCCUGCUGUUUACCCGAAAAUGCCCCCCCAGAGCUAGUUCAAUACGCCGAAGAAGGCCAAAGACUUAGACCUCUAAUGGACAGGAACCACAGGAAUAGAGUGCGAAAAAUAAAACGAUCUACCAGACAAAGAAACAAUCCGUCCAAUCAUUGUAAUGCUGAUAAAAAAGACAAAACCCCGAACCCGGAAAAUCCUAACACCUCCAACAGUGUUCAUUUCGCGACGUCUUUUGACGACACGACAGACGGAGCGAUACAUUGCUUCAUGGAUGAAUAUGGCAAUUGGAUGUCAUAUACAUUUGAUAAGAAUAGCUCAGGAAGGGCUCAAGCCCAACCCAUUCCUCUCCCAGACAAAGAAGAUGUUAGAUGUAAUAGAGUGAAGCCAAUAGAAGCUCCAGAUUCGCAGGAAACCGGUGAAGGUAGCUGCGGAUCAUUAGAAUCAGAAGCGGGGAACAGCGAAAGCAUAGCGAAACCUAAAAGGGAAAACAGCAUUGAUCAAAGCUCUUCUAAUCAGGGCAGUAAUAACCCAUUACUGUCUAGUAACAACAAUGUUUCCGCUGUUGUUCCGAUUAAUACAAAUAAUGCGAAUAAAAGGUUUUAUGUUUUUGAUGGUGGGACCGGAUCCCGCACGGAUCAACCACGAUCCCCUGUGGCGUACGCCACUGAUAGCUUAUUAGAGCAAAUUGAGGCUGAAAGACAGUCUAGAAUGGGCUUCCCAAGCAUGCAUAUAAACUUCUUAAUGAGUCAGCAGAGAGCACAGAGGGAACAGGCUCAGCAAUCAGUUGAAACUGUCAGUAACAAUAUACCAAGUCUGAUGCCUUCAUCUAUAGGAGAAGCGAGCCUAGAAAUCAACAUAAGGAGUAAAUUGUCAAAGUUCAUGGACGAAAUAGAGAAAGCCAAUCAGCCGAAACCAAAGAGUUACUACAAGUUUAAUCUAUGGAAGUGUUUUGAAGUGAAAGUGACGAUGGACAGAUUGAAAUUGAUGGCGUUAUUUGACAGGAAUUUAACGUUCAAAGAGACUUUUAUUUCUAUCUUACUAGCUAUCUCAGUGGCGGUUUUAGGCUCAAUGGUGUUAAAUCUAGGAUUCUACAGGGAUAUAUACGCGUUCUGGUUCUGUUUCAUAAUGGCUGGAAGCCAAUAUUCUUUACUGAAAAGUGUCCAACCGGAUUCGGCGUCACCCGUUCACGGUUUCAACAAAAUGGUCGUGUUUUCUCGACCGGUAUACUUCUGUUUAUGCACAGCAAUACUAUGUCUGGUCCAUGGGCAGUUGCAGCAGAUGCCAGAUGAACAUUUUAGAAGUAAACGAAGUGUGGAUGAGAAACCUCUAACUAUAUACGGGUUCGAAAUGAACGAGAGAGAUUUUUUACUAGUAAUCCAGGAAAUUCUCGCGAAAUUUCUUCUCUUCUUCCCUCUAGCGUUCAGUUUAGGCUUGUUUCCACAAGUAAAUACGUUUCUCAUGUAUCUGCUAGAACAAAUCGACAUGCAUAUAUUUGGUGGUAACGCUACCAGCAGUUUAAGCGCUGCGGUAUAUUGCCUAAUAAGAUCUUUAGCGGCUAUAGGAGUUCUAUACGGCUUCGCUUACAGUGGACUCGUUGAAGGCAAGAAAUCACAGCAUCAGAAGCACAAUAUACUAUUUUCUAUCUUCUGUGCUUUACUAGUACCUAUAGCAUAUCAUUUAAGUAGAAGCGCAAGCGAUUACACAUUAAUAUGGAAUUUAAUUAAAAAGCACUUACUUCCACCUGAGUUAUACGUGAUACAGACGCUGCCAGAAGUUACACCGGAAGCGGAUAAAGCUGAAACCACAUUAACAGACGACAAGAAAAACAAUUCAGAAAGUAAUAUCUCUAAACAGAACUCCAUAGGAUCUUCUGCAUCAAAAAUAAACUUCAGCUCUGAGACUAACAUAGCUAAAACGCAAAAGCGAUCGCAGACCUCAAGCGUCAGCUCUUUAAAAAUGGAUCCCAGGGGUGAUACUAUGUCUACUUCAUCUUUAAAGGAACCGAACGAGACGGAAGAUAAAAGUCAGACGAAAGAGGCAGAGAAGCCGGUAGAUGAGGAUAUGGAGGAUCCUUUGCCUAAGAAGUUGCAGGCAACGGUGAAUGCGAGAUUGAAGAACGAUGUGAUUGUCUGCACGUUUCUGGGCUUGUUCGUGUUUGGCUUGCAUUGUACUACGGUGUUUACGUCGCUUACUAAACUGCAGUUGAACAAGGUGGUCUGGAUAAUAUGUGCGGUGGGCUGGGUCCUACACUACAUAACCCCUCAACUGCGAAAACAGCAACCUUGGCUCUGUUUAGCAGGGCCAGUGUUAAGGCCGCACGAACACGCUCAGUUUGAGGUCACCGAACCGGCGAAACUUAUGUAUUUCGAAAAGAUAUUCGUGUACCUCUGUUUCCUGGAGCGCAACGUUCUGUACCCGGGCGUGGUGGUGGCCGCUACAACGCAGGACGCGCCGCUAAUAGCCGCUAAAUACGGAGACGCGCUGGCGGCGCUGUUUGUGUGCGUGGCCGCGCUCAAGUGCCUCCGGAACGCAUACUCGGAACCUGAAACUCAAUACCUGAUACUGGUGUUCGCAUACCUGCUGUUUCAAUGGGACCUCAACAGUCAAAACAUCUCCGAACAGUUCCUUAUUGAUUACUUCGUCACCGCCAUUAUAUUCAGCAAGGUGUACGAGUUUUUGCUUAAGAUCCAGUUCGUGGUAACCUACAUCGCGCCCUGGCAAAUAACCUGGGGCAGUGCCUUCCACGCGUUCGCCCAGCCAUUCAGCGUGCCCCAUUCCGCCAUGUUGUUUCUACAGUGUGCUGUUUCGGCGUUAUUAUCGUCCCCUCUCACUCCCGCUUUGGGCAGCGCAAUAUUCAUGACAUCGUACGUGCGUCCCGUCAAGUUUUGGGAGCGCGACUAUAACACCAAAAGAGUCGACCAGAGUAACACGAGGCUUUCGUCACAGUUGGAGCGAAAUCUGGGGGCUGAUGACAACAAUCUUAACUCGAUAUUCUACGAACACUUAACUCGCUCGUUGCAACACUACCUGUGCGGGGAUCUCAUGCUUGGCAGAUGGGGGCAGGUCCAACAAGGAGAUUGUUUCGUGUUAGCUUCAGAUUACUUGAACUGCCUCGUCCACAUAGUAGAGAUGGGCAAUGGAUUGGUCUCGUUUCAACUGCGAGGGCUCGAGUUUAGAGGCACAUACUGUCAGCAACGUGAAGUCGAGGCUAUUUCGGAAGGGCCAGAGGAGAGUGGUGAAGGCGUAUGUGGCGUUUGGGCCUGCGGUCUCGGCGGGGCUCGCUUCCUGGCGCCGGGCGCCGCUUGGGCGCUGCGCUGGCUGGCGUGGCAGCUGGCCGCCGCUCGGUACGUGCUGGAGGGGUACAGCGUGGCCGACAACAGCGCCGUGUCCAUGCUGCAGCUGUUCGACUUCAGGAAGGUGCUGCUCACGUAUUAUGUCAAGAGCAUAAUCUACUACACCAUGCAGUCAGCGAAGCUUGAAGAAUGGCUGUCAUCGCCAACGUUGACUGAAGCUUUGAAACCGAUGGGAGAGCGCUCGUUCGUCGACCUCGACCCCAUUUUUAAUGUGAAUUUGGACGAAGAUUACGACUUCAGAGCAUCAGGAAUCACCAGGUCGCGAUUCUGCGCAGUGUAUCAAGAGUGGAUCGUGCACUGCGGCUCUCGGCGCGGGGCCGGCUGGAGGCGCCGCGCGGGCGCGAGGGACUCCCCGCUAGUGACGCUCUGCUUCGCGCUCAGUGUGGUCGGACGCCGCGCUCUAGCGCACGCACAACAUCUAUCUGCCUCCAGCGUGGAAUUCUUCCUGUACGGUCUCCACUCGCUGUUCAAGGGCGAUUUCCGCAUCACCUGUGCUCGCGACGAGUGGGUUUUCACCGACAUGACACUGCUACACUCUGUGUUAGCACCUGCCAUCAGGAUGGCUUUGAAACUGCAUCAGGACCACUUCAUGUUUCCCGAAGAGUAUUGCAGCAGUUCAGCUCUGUUCUCCGCCAUCGCGUGUCAUUCCGCCCGACUGGUCAUCUGUCACGAAGCGGCCCCGGCUUGGCGACACAACGUUCUCCGUGGAGCCCCACACCUAUUGGCCCUUAGACACGUAAUGGACGAAGGCAACGACGAUUACAAGAUAAUAAUGCUUAACAAGCGCCAUCUAGGUUUCCGCGUGAUCAAGUUGAACCGCGAGUGCGUCCGCGGGCUUUGGGCCGGACAGCAACAAGAACUAGUGUAUCUGAGGAACAGGAACCCGGAGCGAGGGUCCAUACAGAACGCUAAACAGGCACUACGCAACAUAAUAAACUCAUCAUGCGACCAGCCCAUCGGUUACCCGAUCUACGUGUCACCGUUAACCACAUCAUACGCUGACACGUCUCCUCCGCUAUGCUCAUUACUCGGCGGGCCUGUUACUGUUAAAGCUAUCAGGACCCGAGUCGCUGCACUGUGUAAAAGGAUCCGUCGGCGCUGCGGCGAGGGCUGCUCUAGCGGCGGCGUGGACGCGGCCGCCGCGGAGGCCGGCGCGGCGCGGGCCGUCAGCACUCCGCGGCACAACACCCUGCAUCUGUCCAGGAGCUCGCUAGCUGGUACACGAGGUAGCUUAGCUAGCUCAGGCAAGCCAGGCGCAACAUUAGCUUCCUUAGCAGGCUUACUACGAGAACAUUCACACGAACGAACGCAAGAGGAGGCCGCGAACGCUUAUGGCAACACACAGGACACAACGGACAGCCGCCGGCGGAGCGAGGAGCGUGCGCCGGGGACGGCGCGACGAGAGAGGAACAUGAGGGCGAGGAGUCACGGCAAGGAGCCCGCUAGACAGGGUCGGGCGCGGCGAGCGCGCGCGCGGCCCGCGUCGUGCAGGUCGGACGCGCGCCCCGCCCCCGCCCCCGGCCCCGCACCCGCCCCCGCCCCCGCCCCCGCCAUGCCCGGGCCAGGGCCAGGGCAGCCCGACGAGCCGCAGGGCUCCACGGGAAGCGGAUGGGAAGGCGCCUGGCGGGACCAACCGAGGCGUUCCGCUAGUUCUAAGACGGCCGCCCCACGGCGAUCAGAAGAGUCCUCACUGGAGGAGCUGGCCCCGCACGGCCUCUCCGACGUGUCCCUGCCUGACUGCAAGAUACUCGCCAACAGGCACGCCAGGCAAGACAGAGACUUACAAAGAUACUUCCUAAACGAAGGCACGUCCAAAGACCUCUCCAAACUCAGCAAAGAAAUCCGUCACGAGCGAGAAAGCUACCGCGAACUAACCGGUCGCUACAUUGAAAAACCUGAAGCUAUACCGCUCAAAGAAACCCACUACUCCGACCUAUCUAAUAAAGAGUCUAUACUUAAGAAAGAAGGGAAAAAGGACUCUAAGAAUAAAGAUAUAAAGACUAAAAUCAAACGAUCGGAUUCAGGUAGAAGCGAGUUAAAGAUGAAUGUCAGUGUUGGUAGUAAAGUGUUGAUCGUUGAGCCGCUUGGUGUGUACGAUUGUAUCAAUUUGGGGAGGAGGAUAGAUGUGCAGUGGCCUUCGGAGGCUCAGAGGGAGAGGGGGGGGAGGAACUUUUGGGGGAGCUGGGUGCCCAUGCCGGGGAUGGAUGGACUGGUGGUACACAAAUGGACCCCCAACCACCGGGACCCUAAACUACGAUCCCACGUCGACAAGAGCAUCCUUCUCAUUCAGAUAGAAGACAAAUUCGUACCCAUCGCCGAGAACUGUGUUCAGGACCUCGGCGACGAGGUUUGAGGUGAAAUAAACCUUAGUACAUGGAUAUAAGAUUCAAAAUUGCGGUAGGAAUUUAUUUAAGAUAUUACCUAUUGAAAGUGUCGUUCAUGAUCGAAAUUAAACUAUCGUGAGACAUUUCAAAAUAUUUAGAUCACUACGGUUGUACUCAAUUUUUAGUCGCUUUUAGCGACAUGUUUCGGACUCUUCGGGAGUCCUUCCUCAGGCACGAGUGUACGCGGCGGCUCUACUCCGUGCACUCAAAAUCCCAAAAGCGACUAAAAAUAAUAGUGAGUGAAACCGUAGUGAUCUAAAUAUGUGUCGUUCAUGAUUCAUGAAGAAUUUGUAACAAAUUAGUGUAAAACUUGUACUUUGCCGCGCUCAGAGGUCCUACCGCGAACACCAACCGAAUUUCGGACGUUUUUCUCUUUUACUCCAAUUAAGGCGUAAUUAGACUGACAGAGAAACAUGCGCUGUGACCCUCUAAAACCCUCUGAGGGGUAAUUCCGUACAAGCCUAGGCUUGAAAAUUCGGCCGAAGCUUAACACAACACUUUGUUCUGUAAGUCGGCGGUUGAAAUAAUACGGUCGUGUACAGAAUUCCAUUGUUUGUGCACAAGUGUAAGCCAUUUUGAACUUUAUUUCGUACAAGUAAACUACAAAAUCGCGAUCUCAUGUUACUAACUUCCGUCAUGUAUUAUGUACAUACAUCGGGGUUUUUGGUGCGUGAAUAAUUUAUAACUUUGUUAUAAAAUAAUUACCAAAUACCAAACUAUGAAAUAAAACUAUGAAAACGGAUUAUAUCGCGUAUAUUGAAUUUAUAAUACAUCCCGACGUUUCGAACUCUUUACAGCGUUCGUGGUCAACGGGUGACUGUGAGGAAAAGCUACAAAGUGCAAAAAUACCAACAUACAAAAAUAAUGAACCAUCAUAAACUAUAAACUUUAACGCUGGUUGUGCAUGCAAAAUCCGCGAUAUAAUCCGUUUUCAUAGUUUAUUUCAUGAGUAACUAUCGCUGUUAGCGAAGGCAAUAUUACCAAACUAUGAAUUUAAAAAAUAGGUACCUCCAAUAUGUGCUUUGAAAUGUUAAAACAGUAUCGGUUUUUACAGUUUUUACUUAUUUUUUGGCUAGUAUAAAACGUUCCCGCACCAAAAACCCCGAUGUAUGAUUGUGUGUAUUGUGGCAAACAAAUAAACAGUUAUCUUAUCUUAUCUUAUGCUUAUAUCGUACGAUUAAUACUCAAAUGUUAUAUUGUUCAAGUCUUUAUACAAUAUUAUGGCAAUGAAAUGUAAUCCUUAUUACGUACGCGUAAGGCUUAAAUUUGAUCUUAUGAAUUGUAGGUUACGUUUGUGGGUUAAAAUGUAUUGAAACUAGUUUUCUGCAUUUAUUUGUCACAAAUUGUGAAGUAUGAAUAGCACAAAUUAUAAAAAUGACGUAAAUUCUCAUAUCCUUUUAAAUAAUAAUGGCAAUAUAAGUUGUCAGUAAUUCGAGCAAUAGUGAUGGUUAUGAUAUAUUGGUAAUUUAAAUUUUAAACUAACUUAAGUAUCGGAAGAGGUUUCUGAUUUCAUUUGGUUUAUCAUCAAAUUUAUUUUAAAUAAAUUGAUAAGUAACGUAUUAAUGCAAUAAGUUAAUACGAUUGAGUGAAGAAUAUUCUAGAUAAAUUGAAUUUGGUGAUUAUUCAGCUAAUGGAAUUAAAGAUAAUAGUGAAUUUAUAGUACCUAAAUGAACUCGGUUAAAAGCAUUUAGAACUGAAUAACAUUAAAAAAAAAUAAGUAAAAGUUUCUAUAAAACUGGAAUAAGACUAUACUUUAAAAAAAGUAAUUACCAACUAAAAAGUAUUACGACCACGGGCAUGUAAAUGGUGCUUUUAAAUAUUAGACACCAAAUUAUAAUAGGUAGUGGUUCAGAUAAUCACAGAUAAAACCGUAUAAUACAGGACAGCGACUUGUAAAUAUUGGCAGAUAUAAUAAAAGUAUAUAACUAUAUAGACCAAUAACUAACCAUCGGUCUUAUUUCAAUCUAAGUAUUUGAAACUUUAAAUGUAUUAAACAAUUUGCUUAGAAGUUAAUACGUCAAAUGGUUUAUAAGAUUUGAAUAUAAACAGCGAAAUAUUGUAAACUGUAUAAAUAAAUCAUAUAACAGCUAUAUAGACCAAUAACUAACCAUCGGUCUUAUUUCAAUCUAAGUAUUUGAAACUUUAAAUGUAUGAAACAAUUUGCUAAGAAGUUAAUAUGUCAAAUGGUUUAUAAGAUUUGAAUAUAAACAGCGAAAUAUUGUAAACUGUAUAAAUAGUAUGUCAAUAAAUUGUAUACCAUUAUAUACUGUUGUACUUUGGCAAUUCUAUUCGGUUAUGUAUAUAAUAAGUUUCGUUGUGUGUCCUUCAUAUGGAAAGUUAAUGUAAAUAAACUGUACAUUAUGUAAAAUAUAUGUAAACAACCUGUAUAUUAAUCGCUUUAAUAUAUAAUAUAUAAAAUACCCGUACACUUUAUUUUGUAAGUAGAUUUUUUAUUUUUGUUAUUUUUUUGAACUUCGCUCCCAAAUUGAAAUUUCCUUUGACGCCAAAUAUGUUGUGUUGUAUUUAUGUCAUUUAUAUGUAUUUAUUAGGUAGGGUUCUGUGUUGAAUGCGUGCACGUGGUUAUUAGUCCAAUAAUUGUAUACAAAUGUAUAAAUAUGUCUGCGAGUUGUCUUAUAUUUCCUUUUUUUUCUUAAUUUUGAACUACAACAAUAAUUAAGUUUUAAAAUUUAAAUCAGAUUUCUUAAAGCUUAAAUCAGAUUUCUUAAUUUUGUUUUAACCAUUUGACGACUCGUUUUCGUAAACGCCAGUGCCGCUGUUUGAUGUCUACGAUUGUGAUGUAUAUUUGUAUAUCUAUGUAUAAUAUCUAUCUAUGUAUUGUUUAUAGAGUAAGUGGCGCGUUGAGUUUUACGAAUUUAAGGGAGAAUAAAUUAUUGAAGUUAAAACGUAAGUAUCUUUGUCUUUCUUUCUAUUGUAGGCUCGGUUUGACGCUGAUUUGAUUCGUCCUUUGUAUUUAGAACAAAAUGGCUGUUCUGUUUAUUACGAGUUUAUACAUUUGCUACUAAACCCAAGUUACAAAUGUAUGAACACGUAAUAAACACUAAUCAAUGUGUCAGUACGGGUAAGUAUGCCAGUCAGCCACACUUACCCGCACUGACCUUGCCAGGUUUUUUUAGUCUAUUUUAUUAUGUGAUUACUUCAUCUCAUUGUUACAGUAAAAAAAAUAUUUCUCGGUAGCUAUACUUAAAACAUGUAAAAAUUUGGUUUCUUGUUGCCAAUAGUGAGUAGUUUUAUACAUUAUUUGAGCAUACCAAUAAAAAUGUUUUUGUUUUGUUUUCAAUAUUGUGCAAUGGAUGUUUUAAAUCAGAUGUCAAAAUACCUUGCUUUGCGUGGCACCGCUGUGUCGAAAGUCCGUUUGGGAUUACUAAACUUUGAAGUUUCUAGAAUUAAACUGAGUUAAAUCACUAAAGUUAAUUUGUAACCUGUAUUAUUUCACUGUCAUCACGACCCUUAUCCAAGAAAAAAUUAAACUCCGAGAAAUCGUUACAUUAUAGAAAAGACGCUUAAAAAUAGACUUAUAGAAUUAUCUGUCAUACAAAGAUUUUCUCUUUCCUUAAAUACUGGGAAUAGGAAGGCCUUUUACCAUACGCCAUAUAUUCCUUUUUCAUUGUCGAAUAGUCAAAUUUGCCCCAUCGGCGCACUUUGCCUCUACUGGUCUUAUAAAUCACCUAUCUAGUUUAAAAAAAAAAGUUAAAAUGCUAUAAUCACAUUAAAAUAAAAUUACAUAGAGUUAGGACCAAGGUCUGCAACGAUUUUGAUAGCACACGCAGUGCAAGUGUUAUUUUAAAAGUCAAACUUCUAUGCAAUUAUGAUGUAUAAAUAACACUUGCACUGCGUGUGCUAUCAAAAUCGUUGCCGACUUUUCUUGGUCUAACUCUAUUAAAUUUCGUUGCUUGCUUUAAUCCAUUUAAGUCAAGAGUAUUAAUAGUAUUCUCGAACGGACUACGCGUAAUAUAUUAUAUAUUCUCGAGUUGCCUUAAUAUAUUUUAGACUGAUUUUUUAUAUUCGCGAGCGUGAAAUAUGAGUAACUAGAUAAUGUAAGUCGCUCUGAUUAUUAAUAUUAAGGAUAUCAGUGUACUUAUAUACGUCGGAUUUAAGGCGGUUUCACAUAGUUCUGUUCCAUUUCAAUAUUCAAGUUUGUGUGUAGCUACCCUUAUUCGUUGUGACUUCUUACAAGAAAAUUAUAAAAGUACUAGUAUAAACACGGAAAAUCUGAAACUAUAAGGGUUUUUUUAAUUUAUUUGUCCAUCUUGUUUUAAUAAAUUUGUACAAUUGGCAGUUGUACAAAAAACAUUUACAUCGAUUUUAAUUUCUCGUUCGAAAAAAGAAAUUCGUGAAGAUCUUUUCAAGUUCUGUUUACCGUCAACUUAUUUAACACGUUGGCUGCCAUGAGUAUCACCGGUGGGAUCACGUAAUCUUCUCUGUGUGGCCAUGAGCAUCGCCGGUGGGAUCACGUAAUCCUCUCUGUGUGGCCAUGAGCAUCACCGGUGGGAUCACGCAAUCUUCUCUGUGUGGCCAUGAGCAUCACCGAUGGGAUCACGUAAUCUUCUCUGUGUGGCCAUGAGCAAUUGAGCAUCACCGGUGGGAUCAAAAGCUCACUUAAAUUUCUGUUGGGCGUGGGAGCAAUACUGUAGGUGAGUAUGGUGGGCAGCCAACGUGUUAAACGGAUAUUAAUAAGUUUGCUGUAAACACUUUUUUAUAAACACUCUUCAACUUGUUUUUUAGCUAUUAAAAUUAGAUUCGUUAGAACCUCUCUCUUUAAAAUAUGACUUUCUCAAUUUAUAAAUAAUUCCGAUUGAAUUAUUAGAAAUAUUGUUAUAGCUCUUGUCUCUUUUAAAGUUUUAAUUAAAUAUAGUCAGUAUUACUUUGCACAAACUUCUGUCAAAAAUAUAUUUGUAAAGAAGUAUGAUAAAUUUCGUUAUAUACAUUAAAUUAUAUUUAAAGUAAUGGCUCCUUUUCAUUAGACCAUUUGUGAUUCUGGAUGUCACUCAUGCACUUGUCACAUAGAGAAAUAAGUAAGCAUAGAGUGCUCACUCCAUACAUCAGUAUUCUUACAAAAACGCUUAUUAUUUUCGUCGUCUAGCGUCAAGUAGCGGAUUAUCAGUACUGCUACUUGACAAUAGAUGUCGCGACGAACGAAAAGUCUAAUGCUUAACAAUCUUCAGCUAAUAUUAUAACCGGAACUCUUUUCAGCUCCUGCUUGUAAUAUUAGUUGUAAAUUGUUGAGCAGUACACUUUUCGUCAGUCGCGACAUCUAUAGUGUCAAGUAGUACUUAUAAAUCCUCUACUUGACGCUAGAUAUUGACUACGACAAUAAUAAGCGUUUUGGUAACAAAACUGAUGUAUGGAGUGAGCCCUCUAUGCCUGUGACCAAAUAAAAUGAGCCCAUACUUAAAUUACACCACCUUUAAAUUGAUACUCUAUGUAGAUAUCACAUUCCGUCCACACGAAUGUUUUUCCUUUAAUAAGUUCAAUUUCACCACCUUGACAUGUAUUUUGACACUUGACGGUUAUUCGUAGAUUUCUGUGUAGACAGGUAAAGGCCGAAUCACAUCAGUUGCUUAUCCAGAACGGCUCUGGCUACCUGCGUAAGUGCGUAGACACGCUGAGAGCCGGAGC